Molecule: messenger RNA, 609 nt
Organism: Dioscorea cayenensis subsp. rotundata (Guinea yam)
Lineage: Eukaryota; Viridiplantae; Streptophyta; Magnoliopsida; Dioscoreales; Dioscoreaceae
Product: kunitz trypsin inhibitor 5-like
Exons: 1
Coding region: 1-609 (202 amino acids)
Molecular function (GO): endopeptidase inhibitor activity
Source: RefSeq, a predicted model, not a curated record
AUGAUCAAGCUCCUCCUCUUCCCAAUCUUUCUCUCCAUCAUCACCAUCACAGCAGCACAAAACAUCUACGUCCUCGACACCGAUGGCGAGCCGAUAAGGACUGACAGACAGUACUACAUCGUCCCCGGGAACACCGACGUUGCCGGAGGGUUCACUCUAGCAGGCAGGAAUGGUUCAUGCCCUCUCAGUAUAGCUCAAUCUCCUCAAGUAGGAGACUCAGGUAUUCCAGUGACCUUCACUCGUGUAAGCCAAGACAUUGUCACUAUUAAUUAUGAUGAAGACGUGAACAUUGCAUUUUCGACAUCAACGACAACAUGCGAGGCGUUCUCGACAGUCUGGAGGCUCGCCGAAGCCGAUGAAGUCUUCAGCAGAGCAUAUGUUUCAACAGGAGGAUAUACAGGAGUCUCUGGAAAUCAAGCAUCACUGAACUUUUGGUUCAGGAUAGAGAGACACAUGGAAGUUUACAGGCUUGCCUUUUGCCCUACUGUGUGCAAUGACUGUAAUCCUACUUGUGGGCUUUUGAACGUUGACAUUGUGGAAGAUCAACGUUGGUUGAGUUUGUUUAGAUAUGAUGAGAGUGUGCUUCCUGUCCAGUUUAGGAAGGCAUGA